AUGUCUCAAGAUUCCUGUACUGUUGGUCUUGGUCCUCAGUCUGGCAACUACCAUGUGGAAAUUCGAAACCACUUGAGCCAUGACACCAUUUUGAAGGUGCGCUGCAAGUCUGGUGGUGGAGAUCUGGGUGACCAUUGGAUUGUAAAUGGGCAGCGUUUCACUGUUGGUUUCCACAAUGACAAAUGUGUCUCGACCGAAUACUGGUGCAAGCUAAGUUGGGGUUCCAAAUCCAGCCAUGGCGGCAACUAUCGCUUCUUCAGCUGUGAAGAAUCGUUUCUCAAGUUCUGUAAUUUCCAGGACUGCAGUUGGAAGGUUAGGGAUGAUGGGAUAUAUUUGCAUGACAUGCAUGGACUAAAAGAUGUGAAAUAUUAUGACUGGGAGAGCUAA
Prunus armeniaca (apricot) is the source of this 387-nucleotide messenger RNA. The record is from the annotation of a GenBank genome assembly. NCBI's taxonomy places the organism in Eukaryota, Viridiplantae, Streptophyta, Magnoliopsida, Rosales, Rosaceae.